GUUGGACGUCCUUCUUUGAGUAAAUUUCACCUAGACCGCGUCCACAGAGCUCAUCUUCAUGCUGAUAGGAGUUUCCACUCGUUGGUGACCUUUCAACGUUUAGCUACUUGGGGACUUGAUCCUAAGCCGUCCAUUGAAGCUCUUGCUCACGAGCUUACUGUUCGUAGACGGGAGUUUUUUUAUUUUAUUAUUUUAUUUUAUUUUUAUGUAUACUUAGAAAUUUCCCAAGCAUUGUUUGACUUGUACUUUUUGACUAACAUUUUAUGCUUUUCUUUUAGGGAUGGCAACUAUGAAGGAGAAUAAAGGCAAAGAGGUGAUGGACGAGGUAGUCAAGUAGGGCGCAUAGUCCCAGCCUCGUCCAUCUGUAGGUGAAAAAAGAAAAAUUUUAUCCAAAGGAAUUGACUUGGGAAGUCUCCAAAGUUGGUGUAGGGAGAAAAAGGCCAAGCAUAAGUCUUCCAAGUCUGGGGUGGUUAAGCCUAGUCCUCCUGUGCUUCCCGUCUAGGAUCCCUCCGUCCAAAUUCAUGAUGUUGACUUAGAGCUUGGAGAUCCUCCCUCCGUGUAGAUCCUGUCCAUAGUCAAUGUGCUUGCCUCGUCCCAGCAUUCUCGAUGAGUACCUCAAAACCUUAUUGAAAAUGAAUACUUAGCCUGGGAAAGGUUUGAGAAGAUCAUGACAGACGAGGACGUGGCCGCAUGCUAUGACAUGUCUUUGAAGGACUUUGAGCACUCUGGUGUUCAUGAUCUUUUCAAGGGAAUGUCUAAGUUCAUUGCCGCGUCAAGGCAGGCAACAAAGCUGGACAAGACGAGGAUCCUGCUGGAGACAAGGAUCCAGGAGGUUAAGGAUGAGAGCAAGAAGUGGACUGAGGUGGCGGCAACAGCCAAGAACGAUGCUAAAGAGCUGCAAAACUAUGUCGAGGAGCUGAAGACUGAUGCCAUAGAGAAGGAUACUCAUCUUGAUCACCUUCAAAAGAGGAAUGAUGAGUUGAGUACCCUUCUUGAAAAAGCCAAGGGAGAUGCAGUUGCAAAGUUUAAGGCAUCCAAAGAAUUCACUGACUUGAUGGACACCAACUAUGCAGCUAGGUUUGAAGACUUCAGGAUGGACGCUAUGGAAAACUUCCUUGAAGUUGACUUUAGCUCCAUCAAACUCAACCUUGGUGGUGCUGCUACAAGCUCCCUCUUUCAAACAAGCUCAGUGGAUAUCAACAUUGAAGACAAUGCCACCACCCAGACAAACCAGAACGAUCCCAAUGCUGAUGCCCCCAAGUGAAGACAGAACUUGUUUUUCAUUUCUCCUUGUAUUUUUCUUUUUCAUUUGGUCUGUUGAUUUGGACCUUUUAAUGUAACUUAAGUACAUUUAUCUCAUCCACGGUUUUAGGACAAGUUCCUAAACAAUUUG
Quercus robur (English oak) is the source of this 1393-nucleotide messenger RNA. RefSeq lists its product as uncharacterized. NCBI's taxonomy places the organism in Eukaryota, Viridiplantae, Streptophyta, Magnoliopsida, Fagales, Fagaceae. The transcript is spliced from 2 exons. Bases 668 to 1264 code for a protein of 198 amino acids. The record is from RefSeq and is a predicted model, not a curated record.